Bicyclus anynana (squinting bush brown) is the source of this 17376-nucleotide messenger RNA. It is a transcript of the gene Sema5c, whose product is annotated as semaphorin-5B. The coding region runs from base 473 to 3769 and encodes 1098 amino acids. NCBI's taxonomy places the organism in Eukaryota, Metazoa, Arthropoda, Insecta, Lepidoptera, Nymphalidae. Gene Ontology annotation, biological process: axon guidance; semaphorin-plexin signaling pathway; neural crest cell migration. The transcript has 20 exons. Gene Ontology annotation, molecular function: chemorepellent activity; semaphorin receptor binding. The record is from RefSeq and is a predicted model, not a curated record.
UUUUCAUUCACGCACACUGCUGCGUUAUUCGUUGUCGUGUUUCUGAGUUGCUCGUUGUGGCGCGCUCUGUAACUUUUAUUGUUGUUUUUUUUCAACUUCUCAGCGAGCUAACCACUUGCACGGUCGUUUUCUACCUGCGUGUGCUUCAAAUAUUAUAAACUGUCUCAUGUUUUGUAUUUUUGAUAAGUGUUAACAAAGUUGUUCGUAGUUUAAAUCGCGAAGUGAAACCACCGAAAGUCCAGAUGUUCUAACGAGCGGCAAUAACCUCGUUUAGUGUCAACAAAAUAAAUAAACAGUAGUAACGAAGUUGCUGUUUGUACAAAAAGUAUUGUGAUGAAUUAAACAAUGAUCUAAACUGGUAAUCCAGGACGAGAAUGGGCCUCGUUCGAUGCAAGAACGUGAUUAUUAUCUGCCCCUCAGUUUCUACUGCUUCACCCACAUAACAUUUAUGAGCAAAUAGCCGUCUAGCAGGAUGAUCGGGGUAUACAAAGUUGCGGCGAUCAUAUUCCUCGGCGCUCUCAGCAAAGGUGAACUACCCGAAGAUGACUUCAGGAUAAUCAAUAGACAAGACCUGUUGGCGUCAGAUAGCGAUAUCUUUGAAGAUAAGGACGGCAACUCAUUUUCGCAACUGCUGUUUGACGUGGCGAGGGACCAGGUGAUAGUGGGCGCGAGGGACACCCUCUAUCGUCUCUCACUCCGAGGCCUCCGGCAGUUAGAACGCGCGGACUGGCCUGCUCCACCGGAAAAGGCCAAGCUAUGCCAAGACAAAGGCCAGACUGAAGAGGACUGUCACAACUACAUCAAAGUCCUGCUCGCUUACGGGCACAAGCUCUUCGCGUGCGGAACUAACGCGUUCAGUCCCAUUUGCAGCUGGAGAGAGAUCGAGACCCUAAGCCUGGUGUCGGAAUGGGUGCCAGGGGUCCCCAAUUGUCCACACAACCCGCACUCAAACGUGACGGCCAUAUUUGCGAGCAGCGGCGAAUACUACGCUGGCACUCCGACGGAUUUCACCAGCUUGGACACUGCUAUUUGCAGGAGUCGAGGAGCGUCGCCGCGAGACCUGGGAAUGCUUCGCACGACGCAGUACGACUUCAACUGGUUGAAUGAACCGCAAUUUGUGGGCAGUUUUGAAGACGAACAUUACAUCUACUUCGUUUUCAGGGAGAUCGCCGUAGAGUAUAUGAACUGUGGAAAGACAAUAUACUCGCGUAUAGCACGCGUAUGUAAGAACGACUCAGGCGGACAUCUUGUGAUGAAAGACAACUGGAGCACCUUCCUCAAGGCGCGCCUCAAGUGCGCCGUACCCGGCGAGUUUCCCUUCUACUACGACGAAGUGCAGAGCGUCGAGUAUCUGGCGCAGGAGAAGAUACUGGUCGCCGUCUUUACGACUCCCACUAACAGCAUAGCCGGCAGCGCAGUGUGCAUCUACAACAUGUCCGACAUCCACAUGGCGUUCGAAGGUCCGUACAAAGUGCAGGAGUCGCGGCUGUCCACGUGGGAGCCCAGGUCUCCUUCACGGCAAGCGAGGGAGCACUUUAAAUGCAGCAGUGAUGCUAGAUCUCAUCAAACCAUAGAAUACCACAAUUACUAUUUAAUGUAUGAAUCAAUACAACCCGUUUCGGGCGAACCAGUAUACAAGGCCACGUUAAAACGCUUCACCCACGUUACCGUCGAUGUUGCCAACACUAAAAACGUCGCCAACCAACUUGUGGUGUUUGUGGCAACACAGAACAAUGAAAUCAUGAAGUUGGCAGUGCUGCCGAGGUACGAAGGCGCCUGUGUCGUUGAAACUUGGAAGCUAAAUGAUGGGAAGGAAAUAUUUAAUAUACAUACGAUGCAGUUUGUGAAAGAUACCAUGUCCAUCUACAUAGGCAGCGAUAAGGGCGUCUUAAGACUGGGCAGUGAAAGGUGCUCCCGAUACAAGAGUCGAUCGAGCUGCGUGGGCGCGGUUGACCCCCACUGCGGGUGGGACGACGCGCGCGAGCUAUGCGUGCGCGCGUCUGCGCAUAUACACGAGUCUUACUUCAUUCAGUCUACAGCCAGCUGUCCUACUGUCAGCACGCUCGUGGAUGGCGGCUGGUCGUCCUGGUCGGAGUGGGAGCCAUGCAUGCAGCAUGGCACGCCGCAGUUAGCAUUCGGUGAUGAGAAGCCUGAUAUGUGCAUGUGCCGCUCGCGCCGCUGUGAUAACCCAAAACCGGCCAAUGGCGGACAGAAUUGCCAAGGAGCUCGCACUGCGGUGAGCAACUGCACGGUGCACGGCGGCUGGUCGGCGUGGUCGGGCUGGUCGGAGUGCUCGGCGUCGUGCGGCAUCGCCGUCAAGUCGCGUCGGCGCUCGUGCUCCUCGCCCGAGCCGCGCUUCGGCGGCCGCGUGUGUGUCGGCCUCGACGUGCAGGACCUGUACUGCUCCAACCUGCCGCCUUGUCCCGAUCCCGCAUUAGCCCCAGUAGAUGGUGGGUGGUCACCAUGGGGGGCCUGGUCCCCCUGCGCCGGCACUGGCUGCGGGGCGGGCGCGGGGGUCCGGGAGCGGCGGCGGGUGUGUGGCAGCCCUGCGCCUAAACACGGCGGCGCUGACUGCGACGGCGCGCGCUCCGAGCGACAGCCCUGCGACUUGAGGCCCUGCGAAAUGAGGAAGGCUACUGCGUGGACGCCCUGGGUACAGAUACCAAGUAACACUUCAGAUGGAAGUUACAUGGAAAGGAGAUUCAAAUUUUUAUGUAAAGCGCAAACACCAGAACAAAUUAGGAUAUCACUGGCUCGGGAGGAAGAAAGGUACUGCAAUGCGCGCGGGACAUGCAGCAGCACACCCCCCGAGGAGGACGCGGCGUGGGACCCCUGGGGGCCGUGGGGGGCGUGUUCAGCCGCAUGUGGCGGGGGUCAACAAGCCCGCACGCGGCGAUGUCGAAGGCCUCCGUGCGAGGGGCCUGCGGAUAUGUUGCGUGCGUGCAAUACACACGCGUGUGUUGGUGAAUGGGCGUGUUGGAGCGAGUGGAGCGAAUGCAGCGGCGGCUGCGACGAUGCGUCCACCGGGCAUCGAACCCGCACUCGUAUGUGUCUCUCGCCGGAGGGCUGCGCCGACGCGGGUGCGGCGCUUGAGAGGCGGAUCUGCGUCAACACUUGUGCAGAGACGGAAGCAGGGUGGGGUCCGUGGGGCGAGUGGGGUGAGUGCGAGGCGGGCGAGCGGCUGCGGCGCCGCAGUUGCGAGAGCGGCGCGUGCGUCGGCCCGCAGUUGCAAGUCGCCAAAUGCGUCUCCGAUGACGACAUGGACAACGAACUGAACGCGAUGCCAGCGUACAGUCAGAGCGUGGAGAUGGCGUCGUUCGUGACCAUGUCCGGCCACGAGUCGCUGAGCAUCGGCGCCAUUGUCGGCUGUGUGGUCGCUGCCUUUGUUGUGGGAGUCCUGGUAUGCCUGGCGGCGGUGAUCUUCUGCCAGCGGCGCGGCGCGCUGCCGUGGAGCCGCCAGCCGCGCGUGCCGUCCAGCCCGCACUACAUCACAGCCAAGCAGAACAGCUAUGUCACUGUGCCGCUGAAGGAAGUGCCUCGGAAAGCAAAACGGCAGCCAUCUUUCUCUGGCAUCGGCAACACGAGUGGAAUCCUCCUCUCGAAAAGCAACAACCUCUCCAACGCUAACCACAACAACACCAUGACAACGCCCAAGUUGUAUCCAAAAGCCAUCGCCAACGAAUACGACUCCAUGGGAACGCUGAGAAGACAUUCCAACCAACCAAACAACAAGGCAAACAUCGACGUAGAAGAAGACAAGUUUUACUGAACAAUACACUUGUAUGUAUGGAUUCCAAUUAUUUACAUGCCUUUUUUAAGGCAGAAAUGUUAAUAUACAUUGAGUAUGUACUUCAGACUACAGAAAUUAUUUAAAGGAAAAUCACUUGGCUGAUUGAAAUAUUUGCCAGCGCCAAAAUAUUAUAUUUUUUUUAUAUUCGUACCAAGUUAGCCCUUGAUUACAAUCUCACCUGAUGAUAAGUAAUGAUGUAAUCUAAGAUGGAAGCGGACUGACUUGUUAGGAAGAGUAUGAAAAUCCACACCACUUUCGGUUUCGCUACAUCGCUUGACGGUACAUCUUUGCUGGUAAGGUGGCACUGCGAAGCUUCCACCAGCCAAGAAGUUAAAUCUAACCAUUCUAUUAAAACAUGCACUGCCAGUAUGAAGUGCACUUUUAAGUGUGAAGAAUGAAGUGUGGCGAUAUCGCCGCAGUUGAACGAUAGUCAGCAGUGAUGAGUUGUGUCUCCUCUAGGACGUAGUACAUAGUAACUCAAUGAUAAUAUACUGAAAUGUAUGCUCAAGGUCACAAUUGAAUUGUGGUCUUUUGCUCCUCAAGGACGUUUGCAUAAAUCUGCAAAAUAGCUUGUAUUUGUGCUUGUUAUGGCAUAAUUUUGUUACUAAAAAUCCGCCUCCGAUAUUGGCUGUGCAAUUUCUAAAUCUAGCAAGGUUCCUUCCUUUUUCUUUGUAAAAAUAUCCUCUAAGAACUUCAUUUAAGUACAGAUCAUUAAAUAUAUUUUUCUAUAAUUUUAAGUAUUCCGCAACCUUAACAAUCAAGCAGUUGCUACGUUUUGACGUUGAACAGCCAAUAUUAUUAUUAUAGAGGUAUUCCAAUGAUGUGUUUUUGUGUAAAAUAGUAAUUGUUUAUUAAUAUUCGGUUGAUAUAUUAAAUGUCCUAAAUUAAUUAAAAUUUCUUAAAUGAUACCUAUGUGUAGCCAUUAGCUAUCGUGAAAUGUAUGAAGGCAAACAUUACUUUAGGAUUUCCUUCUUUCAAGACAAGUUUUAUGAAGACUUGAUUCCGUAAAAACAAAUUUUAGUUGAGACCUGUAGUUAAGACAUGUUUUAAUGAACACAAAUGUUAGAAAACUUUUAGGAAUUUUACAUAAUUUAUUAAUAACAUUUCACGUCUUUGUGCUAAAAAUUACAUUCAUACUAAAGAUUAAGACAAUCUACUUACUAAGUGAAAUUCAAGUUUCGCUAAAUAAUGUCAUUCCAAUCAGUUUCACAAUGUCCCUACAUGAUUUUUGACGGAAUGUUAAGUUAAAACUUAACGUUGAAAUAUCGUAGCAUUAGAAACAAGUGAAUCUAUUUUACAAGCUGUGAAUUCUGAGUUUUUGUUAAUAAAUUUUACGUUUAAAAAUAGGCAAAUAUAUAAACAUAUUGUUUUUGGCCAUUGGUACUUAAUAGUGGAUAGAUCGAUCGAUUGAGUGCAAGUCCUCAUUGGCGGCGUAGUCAUUGGCCGCGUACUGACUGAGCGAGCAGCUUCGCGAGGCAGCCUCGGACGUUUGCCUCGCAACGUUUGCCGCGCGAGGCAGCCUCAUUCUGUAAUUUAAUACACAUGAGACUGCCGCGCGCGGCAAAGCCGAGCCAGACCGAGGCUGAGCAAAAGACUCGAACGCUCAGUAGUUACUCACAAGUCGAACAGAAGCCACGCGCGAGUAGCGCAUAUUCAGUUUAGAUUAAGAUUAUCAUGAGGCCGUGCGUUCGGAAGGCUAUCGCCACCACUGCCUUUAUACUGAUUCAUCAACUUGUACAAAAAAAGAAAAGAAAAAAAUCUAAACAUUUUUGGAUAAAAACGUUAUACAAAAACAGAUUUCAAGCUGGAAACAGAAUAUUUGAAGAGCUGUGCUUUGAUGACGCAGAAAGCAAUUUCACUAGAAUGAAUAAAAUUGAAUUUGAACAUCUGUACUCUCUUAUAAACGCCAAAAUAAGCAAGAAGGACACAAAUUUUCGAGAAGCAAUAACCGCAAGGGAAAGAUUGUUGGUUACGUUAAGAUUUUUGGCCACGGGAGAUUCUUAUACCAGUUUGCAGUAUCUGUUUCGUAUAUCAAAACAAAGAAUAUCAGUAAUCGUUCAUGAAGUUUGUGAUGCGUUAAUCGAUGUGCUAAGGGAUUAUGUUAAGGUAAAAUAAAAUAAUUUUAUUCCAUUUUUCGUACAUUUUUAUUAAUUAUUACAACAUGACAAAUAGACAAAAAGACAAUUAAUAUGAAACGCUUAAUUAAACAAGUACUUAUCUAACAAUGAGGAUGAGGAGGCGGAGGGGGCAUCGGUGAGGUAGGAGGGAUCGGUGGGGUAGGAGGCAUCGGUGAGGUAGGAGGCAUCGGUGAGGUAGGAGGCAUCUGUGAUUGAGGAGGCAUCGGUGAUUGAGGAGGCAUCGGUGAGGAAGAAAGACAAGACGUAUUAUUGGAACUGUUUAGCCCACUGUAUGAUUGAGUAUAAUAACCAGUGUAUGAUGGGUAUGCUCCCAUGUCCGCUUCGAAAAUAAUUUUAUUUAUAGCAUGCUUUACAUGUGCUAAAGUAAAAGCGUCAUAUUUUCGCAACUCAUUUGCGACAUAUUGCCCAUAAACAUCGUAGGAGUCAUGUUUUUCCGAAGCAGCACUAUCACUUGCACACUGUUGUAAUAGUGUUAAGGCUUCUGAUAUAGCAUUAUCAGUUAAAUCAUUUGGCUCAGUUCUUUUAGUUCUCUUCUUUGCUCUCGUAUAUUCAUUUCUGGUUUCUUUAACUGUAUUUUCAUUACCGACUUGAUUUUGAGUUUCACUUUGACUGCCACUAUUUUGAGUUUCAUUUUCACUGCCAUCAUUUCGAGUUUUACUUUGACUUCCAUCAUUUUGAAUUUCACUGUGACAUGCAUUCUGUAGGGUGAAAAAUCAUAAUUUUAAUUACAGAUACCAUCAUCCGAAGAAGAGUGGCUUACUAUAGCAAGAGAAUUUGAGACAAAAUGGAAUUUUCCGCAUGCUAUUGCAGCAAUGGAUGGGAAACAUGUUAUAUUACAAUCGCCUAUAAAUAGUGGCAAUGAUUUCGAUUGUUACAAAUUGUUUCCCAGUAUAGUCCUAUUUGCUUUAGUUGACGCCAAUUAUAAAUUCCUGUAUGUAGAUGUUGGUAGCAAAGGUCGUAUAUCAGAUGGCGGUGUGUUUAAAAAUACCAAUUUAUAUAAAAAACUUGAAAGAAGGGAACUUAAUAUUCCUCCGCCAGAAAUCUUACAAAUACCUUAUGAAACUGCAGUGCCGUAUUUUAUUUUGGCCGAUAAAGCAUUUGCAUUGGAUGAGUACACAAUGAAACCUUAUGAAGGUACUCCAAAUCGAGGUUCAAUGGAAAGGAUCUUUAAUUACCGACUGUCCAGAGCAAGGAGAGUUGUGGAAAAUGCUUUUGGCAUUUUAAGUUCUGUGUUCAGAGUAUUGAGGAAGCCCAUACUAUUGGAACCAGAAAAAGCUACAAAAGUCGUGUUAACUACUAUAUACUUAUAUAACUACUUGCGAAGGGAUCAAGAGGCCUCUCAAAGGUUUACUGCCCCGGGAUCAUUUGAUGUCGAAGCUGAAGGAACAAUAAUACCCGGGCGAUGGCGGCAGGAUACAGAAAUGUCAUCAAUGCUACCUAUUCGAGCUAUGCCACGGCGAGGGCCAACAGAUUUAAAAGAAAUACGUUCACAUUUAGGGAGACAUUUUAUUACAAAUGGAGCAAUUGCUUGGCAGAAUAAUUAUCAGUAAAUACUCACGUCUUCAGGUAAAGUAUCUUGAGUAUUUCCUGGAUGGUUUCUAUCGCCCAGGAAGCUGAAAGCUUCAUAGGCGUACCAAUUUGAUUUAUAUAUGUCACCACGACCUGUAAUAAAUAAUAAAUUAAUUAAAUUUGUACGACUGACUAUAAAUAUGUAAUGACUGUACGAAAACAUAAUAAUAAACAUAAACAUACCUGAUCCUGUGAUACGGCUUUUCUUUUCACGUGACCUUUCCCUCCUAUAGGAUCCUAGCAAAGACUCCAUCUUUUUUUUAAAUCCAUUAUUGGAAUGUUCAUUUCACGAUUUAUGUUAUUCCACGCAUCUUCUCUUAGUCCUCUGUUGGUAUAAUUAGGACAUUGCGCAUCCCAAAGUAGUUUAUAUUCUCCAUAUAAAUGUAUUAAUUUGAGACACUGUUCUCUAUUCAUGAUAAUAUAAUUAUACUUAUGUUCUCUAUUCCGUAUUCGUCGAACAAGCGAGGCAAAACACGACCGUCUUGAGUGCGCGCGGCAAACGUACUGAGGCGCCUUUGAGCAUGGACAAAAACCGACAACGUUUGGCUCGGGUCGCGGCACGCUCGGGCGAGGCAGCGCGUGCGUUUGCCUCGGCCGAGGCGCGUCUUGACCGACCGAGGAUUUGCCUCGCGCGGCUGCCUCGCGAGGCUGCUCGCUCAGUCAGUACGCGGCUAUUUAGUUUGAAUUGGCUGAGUGCGAUGCGGUGCGUUUCAAUUAUUUGUUGUUUAGACAAAGAAGUAAAUGGACAGAUAGAAAGUAUUCAUCGCCUUCCCUCAAAUAGUAAACUACAUAAGCACAUACUCUGGGCCUGCAGACUACUGUAUAUUACUGUAUAAAAAACAAGACAAGAUGAUUCGAUAUUUGGUGUCAUGACACUUGCCUUUUUAUUUAGUUAUUGGUCAGACACAAUGAUGGGCUAUUUGAUGCUUUUAUUAAAAGAAAUAUAACAUAAACGUAUUAAUUUAAAACAUACUCAAAUUGUUGCUAAGUAUAAAAAAAAUAUAUUGUAGUGUUAUACGAUAUCAAAAUCGUAUAUCUUUUUUCGAUGUAUAUUUACAAAGGCAUGCCAAUCACUUGUCUAUUUACUUUUCUGUCUACGAAUGGUUGAUUGGUGGGCCACAGAGCUGCGUUUUGCCGUCACUCUUGCCUUCAAUUACCACGGACUAAAGCUGCCAAUACUUAACUUAGAAAAAGUUUUAUAAGAAGCUUGCUUGAAGCUAUAAACUAUUCUAAAAAACAUACCGAGAGAUUUCAGAAAAAUGGAUUAUAAGACCUGACAAUAUAUAAUCCUACCUAACCUUAUUGUAUGGAUGUUUGUUUGGAUGUUUGUUACUCCCUAACGCCGCAACUACUGAACCAAUUCGGCUGAAAUUUGGAAUAGAAAAUAUAUGUUAUUCUGUAUUAACACAUAGGCUACUUUCAUCUAGGAAAAAGCCAUAGUUCCCGAGGGAUUUGUCAAAAACUAAGUUUCACACGAACAAAUUCAUGGGCUUUCUAUAUAUAUUUGUAUGUAUAUAAUUCAAUUACAUAUUCCCCGGAGUUCUUGAAAAGGUGUGUAAUCAUUUAUAACACGGGCACUGGAGGUAUUGGUGUAUAAAUCAAAAUGUGUCAGAUAUUCGUACGAAUCACUCCCAAGGGUUACAUAGGCAGUAUAUUUGUAUACUGCGGGUAGUAUAAGUUAUGAAGACUUAGGACUUCAUACCAGAUGCUAUAAGAAAUUAUUACUGACAAAACUUUGUUAUAUACGAUAGGACAGUGUUUAAUACUCUAAUGUAUGCUAAUAUUGUAAUGAGGUUCAGUUUCUGAGUUUGUGAGGUUGAAGGGGGUAAUUUCGGAAUUAACUAAACGGGUUUUGAAAAUUCUUACUAGCUACGUUAUUUGUAAGUGGCAUAGGCUAUAUUUUAUCCCAGUAUAGUACGGUAUAUAUCGCACGCUUACCCCAGGAGGUUAAAAGUGCUUCCAAAAGUUGGAAAAAUCCUGCAUAAGUUUAAGCAAGUUUGUUUAAGUUUUCAAUUCAGAGAGAGAGAAUUAAGUGAAUAUUCUUUACUUUUAUUUGGGCUUCUCGACUAAUUUUGAUAUAGGGCCCCUCCAAGGUAUGCUACGCCACUGGUGAGAUCACAGUCUAGCCCUUGGCUGUGAUUUCACUUGUUAUUAAAUGGCAAAAAAAAAAUACUUUGAGACCAUCAAUUUAUUUAUAAAACAAAUCGUCUAAACAUAUUAUAUUAUAGGUAAAAGAAAUCAAGUUAUAGUGAAAAUAAUAUAAAUUUUUAACCGACUUCAAAAAAAGGAUGAGGUCAAUUCGACGCGUGUAUGUUUUAAAUUAAUUAAAGCCGUUUCUGAAAGUACCACGGGAAAGAACUGUCUUUGAAUCCUAAAACUUUAUGAUUUAAUCGGCCUAAGUUAUUGCAUCACUGUGUUGGCACCGCCUUCAAAGUGAUCAGAAGGUAGCACAUACGAUGUUAUUUAUCGCUUUUUAGUUAUGUGAUUUUGUUAAAAAGAAUGUUAAUUUUUUUUGUUAAAAAGAUUUUAGUGUAAUUAAACAAAAAAAAAUUCACUUACAAUUUUGAAUAAUCAAAUGAAUCUGCGGUUUACCACAACAAACCAAGCGUCCUGUCAUGUCCGAUAAUAGCAAACCAAAAUGCGUUAAUCCAUUAUUAUUCAUUAAAAUGUAUACAAAGUUCACGCUACAUUAUUUAACCAAACAAAAAGUUUACCUUGUUCUAAAGGUUACCCAUUGUGUUAGCGGAAUGUACAUCAUCAAUAACCCUUAGGGGGUAAAUCGGAACUUUGACCUAAUAGUUAAGUCAGGAACGAUUAAUUGCUAAAGUUAGUACAUUCCCCAAUAAAAUGUAAUGAAAUAUUUUUCUUUGGCAUACAUUCAGUCCGAAACUUUAGGUUCUUUAAAAGAUAUGUUGCAGUAUUUUGGCGUUCAAAUCGUCACAUAACGGUGGACUUUAGUAAACUCACAUCGCGAGAACAAGUUGAUGAAUUAGUGCCCCGGACGAGUUUUGAAAUAGUCGGGAAUACAAUGACAAUGCUUAUGUAAGUUUUACUCCUGUACCGUGAGAUUUCUUGCUUUGAUUACAUAUUAGGUUAAUAUUAUUAUUUAUUACCCUUACUUUAAAAACUAAACUAUACAUAUAGCGUAUAAAAAUUUUAAUAAAAAAAAUUCAACCGACUUCCAACUCAAAAAUUAACCUAAACUAAAAAGCAAAAAAUAACAUCUUACCUAUGUGCUACCUUCUGAUCAGUUUGAAGGCGGUGCCAAGCCAGUGAUGUUCUAAUUCAAGCCGUUUAAAUUACAGAAUUACUGUGGUUCUUUCUGAAACGGCUUUAAUUAAAACAUGACACUGGAUUGGCACCGCCUUCAAACUGAUCAGAAGGUAGCACAUAGGUAAGAUGUUAUUUUUUGCUUUUUAGUUUAGGUUAAUUUUUGAGUUGGAAGUCGGUUGAAUUUUUUUUAUUAAAAUUUUUAUUUUUUAAUUUUUAGUGUUAGCAGACCUACUGAGUGUGAACAAAAAUUAAUAGGCAAUUAGUAAUAAUAAUGAUAAUUAUCUAAGUCCUACAAUCCCAAUUUUAAAAAAUACUACCUUAACUCAUAUACAAAAUUUCACUCCACCUUUAUCCACACGUAAUAUGAAUAUUCAGAAAAACGUGAAAGGUGACUGUCCUCCGUCUUCGUCACCAGACCCCUAAUACAGUCACAACCUAUCCAGGUGGAAAGUUCUCAUCAAUACAAAAUUAUCAAGUCAAAACACAAGGUAGCUACUGUGAACCGUCGAGGAGUUCCCUUAACUAUUCUUCGUCUUCAUCACCAGACCCCUAAUACAGUCACAAGCCAUCUAGCUGGAAAGUUCUCAUUAAUACAAAUUUAUCAAGUCCAAACACAAGGUAGCUACUGUGAACCGUUGAGGAGUUCUCUUAACUGUCCUUCGUCUUAAUCAUCAGACCCUUAAUACAGUCACAGUCCAUCUAGGUGGAAAGUUCUCAUCAAUACAAAUAAAUCAAACCCAAACAAAAGGUCCCUGCUGUAAAUCGUUGACGAGUUCCAUCGUCUGUGUUUCGGCUCCAUCAUCAGACCAACUCCAGACCUUCAUAAAAUUAUAGUGGUUUAAAAUACCUUAUGGAAACACUAACAAACGCACUAGCUGUCUCUACGAUUUUCGAAAGUUCCUCUCGAUUUCUCCAAGAUGCCAUCAUCAGAUCCUGACAUGAAAAAAAUGGGACCACCCUGGAAUCAAUCCCUUCAAAACAAAAAAAGAAUUUUCAAAAUCGGUCCACAAAUGACGGAAUUAUCGCUGGACAUACAUAAAAAAAAAAAAAAAAAACAUACAUACAGCAGAACGUAGAACCUCCUCCUUUUUGGAAGUCGGUUAAAAAUCUAAAAACAUUUUCGUCAUUUUUUGUCCACUCACCUGGUAGUUUUGCCUGAAAAGUUUUCCGGGCGUUUUGAAAACAAGUAAAAUUUAAAGAUUUUAGGUGCCCUUUUCGAAUCUUCAUUUUGCCUUCGCGAAUUUUUGCCAGCAUUUUGUGAAAAUGGCGUCUUUAACCUGUUUAUUGGCGAUAAUAUCUCCUUACGGAGUAAGUUUGCGAUAAAUAUAUGUAAGUUUAUGUCCUAAAAUUUUCGUUUCCGUAAAAUCAAUAAAUUCGGCAUGCGAGCGCCACAAAGUGUUAGUUAGCACGUAUUCUCAAAAUCUAUUUUCAAAACUUUCCAGGUAACUCCCAUUUUUUGGACGAAAUGACAGGAAGUUAUUAGUAAUAUCUAAUACGCACUUAGGCACGUGAUAAAACACCUAUGACAUUGACACAUAACGUGUUUUUCUACCCUUAAAAGAAUUUUCUAAAUUGAUUCAGUUAAUUCAGAAAUUUACCUCUACAACCUCACAAACAAAAAAAAAUUACUUUUUUAUAUUAGUAGGUUUAUAUUAGUAGGUAUAGAUAGAAAACUAUGUAUUCUCCUAAGAAGUCCAACCCUUUAUUCAGUACUUUGUAACCCAUUUCACGAAAUCUAUUUUCUUCAGGGAGUAAUGACCUCGUCGGAUUCAAUUUCAUUCCACUUUAUUCGCUAAUCUCCCUUCCAUAAAUAUGCAUGAGGUAAUAAAGAUCUUUUCUAGAUGUACCCUCUGUUUGUAUGGUAAUUUGUUACUGUAUAAUAAUGCACGCGAGAAUCGUUAAAAAUGUGUUUAGAAAAAUUCUUGCAUGUUUUACAUGAUUUGCAUUAUUUUAAAAUAUUGAAAAUGAUUUUAAAAUGUGCAAGCUUUUUUCCUUUGAACAAAGAAAGUUGAAUUUGAUGAAUUUAUGAGUAUGAAUUUCAUGUUGGUUUUUGCACGUAAAUAAUGUUUAAAAAUGUCGUUGAAAGUAGGCGUCCACUUAUCUGCAUAAUACGUAUCGGACGCAUCGCAUCAAACAGAUUUUUAAUUUUACAGUAGACAAAAUCCGUUCGAUGCGAUCCGCACGAUGCGGAUCAGUGGACGCACUUGCAUGACUUUCUAUACCAAGAAUACUAAAAUCUGUUUGAAGCGAUGCGGUCAAUGCCUAUCAUGCGAAUCUGUAGACGCCUAUUACUAAAUUAUGCCUAGGACAAAUCCUAGAGAGAUUUUAAAGUCCCUUGCGAAUAGGAUGAAUGAAUUGUGUUAAAAUUGUGCAUGUAUUGUGUUCAGUACUGCCCCUGGGAAUGACAUUUGCGACAUAUCGACAGGUCACGUGAUCAAGAUCUGUCAUUCCCAUACAUUUUUCUAGUUUUCGAAGCGUUUGCGAUCGUAGAAAGAGAAUCGAUGUACUUGGCUACAGGGGCUGGUGUGCGUGCUACCAUGUUUAGUAUCCAUUGAUUGAUCUUAAAUUAAAACAUAAUGUACAAAAAGCAAAGAUCUCUAUUUAAAAGAUAAGACUACCCAAUCAACAUCAAAGCAUCCAGCAAUUUCAAUAAAAACGCGUAUCAAAUGAAAUUUCCAAACCAUUGCCAAUUCAAAAAGAAAAUGUUUUAUACUUGUUUUUAUUUAAUCCAAAAUGUAACCGAGAAAUUUCCCGUGAAUUCCUUUACGAGAUCGUCCAUUCCUAAUUGCCUUUGUCUCGUUUCUUUUUGUUUCAAUUUGAAUUGGAACAUCUAAUGGUCAUUGUCGGGAAAGAGCUUGUUAAGGUUUGAUAUCCAAUCGACCUCUAUUAUUUGGAGUGGGCAUUAUUUUAUAAAAGGAAAUACGUUCAAAGUAUUAUUGUGAUAGCGCCGUUCCCGGAGAAUAAAAUAGUAACUGCUAUUACACGUGUUUUAGUGUUUUGGUAUCAAUACGUAUUAUUACAAUUAUUUUCUCGUAAUUUUUAUGCACUUAUUAACGAAGUUAAAAAAUAUUACAAUAGUAUUCCAAAAUAUAGUCACUGGCUAAAGCUAUUCCUACUUCUUAGUACGUUAAACAGCCAUACAAUUGUCUUCCGGUACUCAAAAUUUAAGGCUUCAUUAUGAUAAAAUCAGUUACCAUUUUGUUCUCGUUUCAAAAUCUUCUGUGUGCCUAGUGGGAGUUUUCAAUAUUUCCAUACUGUUACUAUCACGUAGACGUUUACGCCAAUUUAUAUGGAAUUGAAACAGUUGUGCAGUAGUGCCACUAGAUGGCGCUGUUUCAAUUCCUUAGCAAUUCGCGUUUACGUUACGUGACAGUAACAGUAUCAAACUGCCACUAGGCCCUCUGAUCGGUGCGCGUAAUUCAUCAUCACUUGCACUUACCAAAAACGGUAAGUGCUGUUGUCAAUUAAGGUUAAAAAAAAAUCUAUAAAAGUUAGCUUUCGUUCGAGCUUUCUCACUUUUAUCUAACUCUAUUACAUUGUCAACAGUCGCCAAAAUUUUUAAGGUUUUUUUAUUUUUCCUGAAAAAAUUAGCUUUUUGCAAUUACAAUUUUACUCUCCGGGAACGGCGAUAGUAUAAUUGAAAUAUUUUUCUUGUUUAAAUUUAUAUUGUGGCGUUGAGUAACUCGGGCUAUUCUGGACUGUGACAUUAUUUAUAUAAAUAACUUAAUAAAAUGGCAAACCGUAAUACUAUAUAGCUAUUAAGCCCUGUGCCUUUUUAAAUGCCCUCUUAACUUUCAAUAUAAUCCCGUUGCAACAAAAGUUAUGAAUACUUAAAUCUCAAGUGCAAUUUUUUUUUUGCGACAGGCGACACUGUUGUUUAUAGAUUGGAAAGUUCGUUGAUGACACUCCCAUGAUAUGCGGGCGACGGGGGAAUGGACUGCGAGGGUGUGAAGUCGAGCGCGCGGAGGCAGUGGGAAAGUCGUGCGAACGGGGCAUCGCUACUCCCUCCAGGAGUACUCUCUAUGGCCCGCGCGGACCAUAGGGAUACACAAACUUGUGCGAUAGGCAGCUGUGGCCGAAAUUCGGCUGGUUAGACAGAAUUUUGACUGUUUCUAUGCCUUAAUCUACUCAAAAUCUUUUUAACAUUGUCGGAAUAUAGAAACUGAAUAAAUAGAAAAAUAGAAAAUAGAAAAGCAGUAGGUACUAUUAUUUAUUUACGUCUCUUUUAAGAGACAUUAUUUAAGUGAAACAUAAUAAGAAUGUGUAAAAUUUUAACUCAUCGUUUUUCAAAAAAUAGAACAUCUAAAUUCUAAAAUUCUCUGCUCGCGCAAGAAUUUACGAUAUGUCAAGAAUGUUGUUGCAUUUGCUGCUCUUUGUUAAAAUAUUAUCAUAGAUUAAGGGCAUUGUAGAACUAUUAUGUAAAUAUAAAAAACCUUUUCUUACCUAACGUUACAAGUAUGUUUUUAAAAUCUUCCCUUCUGAUAAAAUACUAAACUAUUCGUAGAUACUACUUAACGCCAUUUUAUUGUCAAUUCAAGAAUCCAGUGCCAUUCUUAAGACAUUGUAAAAAUAGUAUUUUUAGAUUUUUAUAAUAAUAUUAGAAGUAUCAAUUUGAAUGUAUUUUAUUGUAGAUUAUUCUUUUAUGGGAAUAUAUCAAAGUAUGUGCCAUGUAAAUAAGAAUAAACGAUUUCUUUUACAUUGUAAAAAAUAGUGCUUUUCAUAUAUAUUUAUGUAUUUAAUUGUACCAGUACAAAUAGCGGUGCCUUUGCAACAUAAAUAAUAUUUUAUAUACAUCUACCAUUUAUUUCUACAAUGAUUGAAUUAUAAUGCGAUUUAUAUAUUUUUAUAUUAUUGUUGAAUCAACUUCAACUUAUCGCUUGGCUCAUGUUGAGUCGAAAUUGUUGUUAUAAUAUAGAUAAAUAGCAUUUUGUAUCUUUAUAUUGUUAAUUAUUAAUUUUAAGAAAAGUAUUAAGUGAUAAGCGCAGAUUGUUAUAAGUAAUAUUUUAAUACAUAUCUAUCAUUGCUUCCAAUAUUUUUUAAAUAAAUUUUAACUGUGUCUGUGACUAUGUACAAUUGUUAAAUUUUUUGCGUUAUUUUGAAUGAAAUGAAUGUUGUCUACACGUCUACGCAAGAUUAUAUUUUUAAUUCCACCUCUUAUUUAAAGUAGUCUAUACAUACAUUUACACAAUAGUAUUUAAAUUUCAGACAUACAAGCACUUUGUUUGAGUGUGUCAGGUUGAAAAAAGACAAUAUGCGCCAUAGAAUAAUCAUGCAAAUAAAUUAAAAUCACACUUUAUACAAACAUAGAAAUUGUCGAUGAAUUUAUUCCGGCAUAACACUAGUUUCGUAGACAGCAAGAAAGAUUUUAUAAAUUAAAAUCACACUUUAUACAAACAUAGAAAUUGUCGAUGAAUUUAUUCCGGCAUAACACUGGUUUCGUAGACAGCAUUUUAAAUUUUAAUAGUGUAGCUGUACACUUUUCUAUUUCCAUAUUAUCCUAUCCACUAUCAGCGUUAGGUAUUAAUAUGAAAGUAUAAGUGGAUAUUUUGUUUGCUUGUCUAUUCUAUGACGGUAAUGUUCAGUGAGUUUAGAAUGUUCCACGCAUUGCAUGCAGUGUUGAGCGUAAUAUUAACACGAGGGGAAAAUGCACUGCGUCGAUUUGCAAUGUUGAAAAAUGUGUUGUUAUGCCCCUUCAGACUCGAAGCGUUUUUUAUAAUCUUUAAUAACUAAACAUUUUAGGUUUCACCUUUAAAAAUGGUGAUAUUAAACGCAAAAUACGUUUUGUUGAUGAUAGUAUACUCGUAUGUUCUCUUUUCUGAUAUACUGUCUUAAAUAUCGCCAUGGUUCGUGUUACUAACGGAAAUAAUCUGAAAAUGACAUUACGAAAAUUUGUGUAAAUCUCAAUUUGUUAUUAUUGAAUAAAAGAUGCUUUGUAAAAAGAUAUGGGUAUUAAUUAAUAAAAGUUAAGGAUUUAUUAUAAAACUUAAUUUAAAAAUCAUGUAUUUUUUCAAAUUUUCCAAAUGUCAAAAACUCUGUCGUCCAUUUUGUGACGUCACAAUAUAACUUAUUGUAUUAAACGUCAAACUAAUAGUUAACUAAUAUUUUUGUCAAACGCUCCGUUUGUAAGGGAUUUGUUAACGUGACGUCAUGAAACAGUUGAAAUAUAGACAAUCAUGGCCGACAGCGUUUUGGUUGGUUUUUUAUGUAAUCACGUCUAUCUAGUAGAACCAUAUUUUAAGACCAUUUGAAAAAAAGUGUAAACUAGCCUAUUUAGGUACGUACGUUAAAUCACUGAGCUUUUAGCCAUAACCUUAUUUUACCAUACGCUUCGUGUCUGACAGUGCCUUAACUAUUUUGUAUGCUAGAUAUUUCUGAAUGAACCUGUUGUGUGUCUAUGUAUGAAUUCACCUCUUGGAGGCUUUCUCACCUGAAACUCACCGAUUCUAAGCGUAAGAGAUUAUUACACGUGAUUGUUACUUGGCUAGAUAAAAAUUCUUUAUUGUUUUUUUUUUUAAUUUUCAUUCCUUUCUAUGCUAUACAUUGUUGAUUUAGAUGCUGUAUAUUGUUAUUAAGAUAACUACUUAACAAUAAAGACUGUCGUAAUGA